Messenger RNA from Drosophila subobscura, 374 nucleotides. RefSeq lists its product as uncharacterized. The transcript has a single exon. The record is from RefSeq and is a predicted model, not a curated record. The coding region runs from base 9 to 344 and encodes 111 amino acids. Lineage: Eukaryota; Metazoa; Arthropoda; Insecta; Diptera; Drosophilidae.
AAUAACAUAUGGAUACCACUGAGGAGCCAUUUGCGUUGCCAGCAGAGAGGGAGGAUGAUGGGCAGAUGGAUUUGAGGACACACUGCAUUGAGGAUGAGGAUACGCUUGCGGAAAAUCCGAAUCCAGAGCUCUUGGAGUCGGGCAUCCCCUUGGAACUUUUUCUAAGCGCAACCACAAGUGCACUAGAGCUAGACACCGUAUCCUCGCAUGCCCCAUCCAUGUCGGAGAGCGAUCUGCUGGGUGUCGUCGGUGUAGAUAAAUUGGAAGACGGAGACGGCGAUGACCAGCCGCUGGUGCUGUUCAUAGUGUCAGAAAAUGGCUGCGAUCCACCGGUUGCGAGUUGAGUGUGGUCCGAAUGUGAUCGGAUCCCCGGA